CGCUUUUUCGAACUAGAUUAACAACUACUUCCGUUGAAAACAAACAUGGAUACGGAUCCUAAAUUUCGUCCAGUUUCGGCUAUGAGUUUAAGAACGAAAAUUCGCGAGGAUCACUUGACUUGUCCGAUCUGUAUGGGUGCCUUUGACAAACCUAAAGCCUUGCCCUGUUUACAUUCAUUCUGCCAGGGUUGUUUGGAAGAUUUCGUCGUUAGUCGAGGAUACGAGUCCACUGGUCGGUUUCCAUGUCCCGUGUGUCAGAAAGUUACGGUCAUUCCCGGCGGGGUAGUCGGUGGAUUUCCCGACAACCACGUUCUUGCGAGUCUAUUGGACACUGUGGACAAAAGGCCAGCCGUUCCCCCGCGCCCAAAAGGAAGCCCACUUGAUGGAACUCUGAGAUCAACCUCUCCUGCUUCAGCUGGUGGUCUGUAUCCACAAGCACUGACCACUGCCCCAUCUGGUGACAUGCCAGAUUUUAUAGGAAAUGUUCGACGUGAAGAGAAUUUCCUGCUUAAGGUUGGCCAUUUUGGACCAACCAUUGCAGACUUCAUGAAGCCAUACGGACUUGCUGUGGGGAAAAACGGGGAGUAUGUGGUGACUGACCGUGCAGGGGAUCGAGUGUUACUGUUUGCAAAUGCUGGUGAACUAAUUGGUCGAUUCAGCUGUGAUUGUAAAAUUAGUGGAGUCACAAUGACUAGAGAUAAUUUAAUUCUACUGGCAGUAAAUGGAGCGGGAUCAGCAAUAAUGAGACUAUACAAUAUGGACGGACGUGUGCUUCAAACUAUAGGAGAUUACUACAGAUUCGAUAAGCCCAGUGGUAUAGCCCAGACCUCAAAAAAUCAAACUGUUAUUUCCAAUCUGGAGGGCAAUAACAUAUAUGUCUUUACAGACCACAAUAAAAUGUCAAUAAAGUUUGGAUGGCAUGGGUCAGGAGAUAAACAUUUUGAUGGACCAAAUUUUCUUGCAGUGGACAGCAAGGACCAGAUUAUAGUCAGUGACUCUGGUAAUGACUGUAUCAAAGUGUUCGACACAGCAGGGAACUUUAAAAGGAAGUUUGGCAAUCUAUCUUGUCCCAUGGGAGUUACAGUUGACAGGCGAGAUAACAUUAUAGUAGCAGAUGCCGGGAAUUUCAGAGUGCAAAUGUUUGAUAGUCAUGGUAACUACCUACGGUCUUUGGUAAAUGAUACUGACGAAAUAGGAUCGGAUGUUAAGCCGUUAAAUGUUGCUGUUACACCAGCAGGGAAUGUUGCUGUGUUACUGAGAGGUACACAGUUUGCUGAGAUUAGAGUCUACAAAAUUCCAUCUUAAAUACUGAUGCCUUAUUGAUUUUGUACAUUGCGUGUACCCCAUGUAUCAUAACAUAUCUGUUCACAUGUUCUGUUCAAUAAUAGAUGAGUUUUGGCAUUAAACAUUUACCUCCACAUGUAAGGGAUAUCAUUAUGUACUGAAAACAGAUGUUGAUCUGAAUAACUGUGGUGAAAUGUCAUACUUUAAUACUGGUAAAUUCUCUUUAGAAAGUUCUGACAAAUUGAACAUAGCGUCACUUGUCUGUGAUACCAGAAAUGGUAUCAAAAUUCAAUGAACAACAUUGUUAAACCAUAUUUUACAAACCCAAUAUGUUUGAAAUUUUUUUGAGGUUACUGGUAUUUUUUCUUUCUUUUUUUAACUCUUUGGAUAAAAUUAGAGUUGGAUGCAUAGAUUUUCAACUUUCGUGGUCAACCAUUGAUUUUCAGUAUUGCAUUAGUUCUUUGCUUUGCUUUUCAGUUUUGAUUUUGAUGACCUGUAGAUCAGUUACUAAAUUGUUAAAGUGUGAAAAAUCCUUGUCAGAUUGUAUGUAAACUUUUAUUGAAUGAUAUUGAACAUUGAAAACGAUAAUUGAAACAUAUUUAUUUAUAGCUAAUUAUUUACUAUUUUUGACUAUCAGGAACAUGUAUCAUGUUGUAAGAACUUAUUUAUCAAUCAUUAAAUUUGAACAACAAAUAAUAUUCAGUGCUGGAAACAUCAGGUCCUGUACUCAAGAUAAUAAUUUAAUUUGUUAAUAACCAAUCAAAUAAAAUGAUUCCUGGAUGUAUUUAUAUGUAUACAUGAAUGAACAUGUUAGAUGUUGUUUUAUAACGUAAAAUGCAAGUAUUAUUCUUCCCAAUAAAAUUCUAGCAACCUUCA
Messenger RNA from Magallana angulata, 2160 nucleotides. Its product is annotated as tripartite motif-containing protein 3-like. Bases 46 to 1305 code for a protein of 419 amino acids. The transcript is spliced from 2 exons. Gene Ontology annotation, molecular function: protein binding. The record is from RefSeq and is a predicted model, not a curated record. Lineage: Eukaryota; Metazoa; Mollusca; Bivalvia; Ostreida; Ostreidae.